AUGCGGUUGGCAGCAAUCGCAGCCUUUGCAGGCUUAAUAGGGGUAUCCCUUGCACACAACAUCCAACUAAAGGCGCACACGCGAGAAUGCUUUCACGAAGAACUACACAAGGAUGACAAGAUGACGGUCACUUUCCAAGUGGGUGACCGGGAGUUUGGAGGUUCGGGGAAUCUGGACAUUGAUUUCUACAUCACCGACCCAGCUGGCAACUACGAAACCCAGAUGACCACGGUCUCUUCUGGCGACUACUCCUUCGACGCCCGCAUGGACGGCAGAUACAUUUACUGCUUCAGCAACGAACAUUGGUCUGCCAACAGCAAAGAAGUCUCCUUCAACGUCCAUGGAAUUGUCUAUGUUCCGGAGUCUGAUGCGCCUGCUGAUCCGUUAGAAAGAGAAGUGCGCCAGUUAUCCGAGCUCCUUGCGCAGGUCAAAGAUGAACAAACCUACAUUGUUGUCCGAGAACGCACGCACCGAAACACUGCCGAGAGCACAAACGCAAGAGUCAAAUGGUGGUCAUUAUUCCAGCUGGGUGUCUUGAUAGGAGAAGGAGUGUUCCAGGUCUGGUGGUUGAAGCGUUUCUUCGAGGUGAAUGGCCGUCCUCUUCCAUAA
Exophiala spinifera is the source of this 609-nucleotide messenger RNA. RefSeq lists its product as uncharacterized. Gene Ontology annotation, cellular component: endoplasmic reticulum; COPII-coated ER to Golgi transport vesicle; endoplasmic reticulum-Golgi intermediate compartment. The transcript is spliced from 3 exons. Gene Ontology annotation, biological process: protein retention in ER lumen; endoplasmic reticulum to Golgi vesicle-mediated transport; intracellular protein transport. Lineage: Eukaryota; Fungi; Ascomycota; Eurotiomycetes; Chaetothyriales; Herpotrichiellaceae. The record is from RefSeq and is a predicted model, not a curated record. The coding region runs from base 1 to 609 and encodes 202 amino acids.